Stylophora pistillata is the source of this 1255-nucleotide messenger RNA. RefSeq lists its product as uncharacterized. NCBI's taxonomy places the organism in Eukaryota, Metazoa, Cnidaria, Anthozoa, Scleractinia, Pocilloporidae. The record is from RefSeq and is a predicted model, not a curated record.
UGGUCUAUCCCAUACGUGACGUCCAACUCUAGACGAACGCCUUCGAUGUAGCGUCGCCAGAACAUCGAUGAGGAUGAGGUCAUUGCUGUUUUGAUGUUUGCUUUGAUUUUGAAUACAGAAUCGUGAAUACAGGAUCGAUCGUCAUUGUUGUUCUCAUCCUCGAACUCGCCAAAGUUUUUUUUUUUUUCCUGUUCUUUUUAACGUGAUGACUUCAUCGCUGGAAUGGAAGGCAUGGUUGCUGCGGAGCUUUGAACACUGCGAGGGAGGUCUGUUACGAGUCAACGACAUAAUUUCUGAUGCAGAGCAAGUGAAAGAAAAAUUUGCCCGCCCUCCCAACUCGAAACUUUUCGGUCACUUAAUAAAGCAAAUAUGGGGAUGCAGAGUAAAGCUAGUAAAACGGGGCUCGCACAAACAAAGGCGGGUGAAUUACUAUGAAAAUCUGCAGCGAAAAUCGCCCUGUAACACCAGCUUGGUUGACCUUAGGUCACAGAUGCAGCAGAUCUCAUCCCUGAAAGGUUGGCACUUACUUGAUCAAGGAGAAGAUCUCUCUUUCAUCCGCCACGAGUCUUGGUCAUUUAAAAACCAAAGAGUGAUUACGGAGAUUAAAGUAAGGGACGAAAAUGGAUUCAACUCCAUUUCAGUACAAGCACAUGGAUGUCAAACUUACAUCACCGAUUUCUUCAAAUUCGACUGCCCUGAAAACCAACAAGGCAGAAUAGAAUUGGUCUUGUCCACUGUUAAUAGCUACCCGUUAUGUCGUGGGAUUACAGUUACAAAUGAGGCACUACAUACUACGCUUCCCUAUGAAAGUGGCAAUUACUCCGCUGAUUUGACAAGUUCAGCAAACAAUUCGGAAAGGAGAGCAUUUUCUGCAAAAUGUUUAAUUAUCUGCAGUUUAGGUGAUUCUUGCACCAAUUGCAAAAAAUUGCAAUAUUCGGUUCGGCAAUGCAAAAAGAGAAAACUUGAGAACAACGGAAUAGUCAGCCCCUUUACCAACAAGCGCUUCCUCUCCAAAGCCGAAGUAAGCAAGCAGCUUCAAAAAGAGAGGCAAGCAGGGCUAAAUGCAGAAAAAAGGGAAAAGUAUUGGAGGGAAAAGUUUGAGGCAGAGUGCCUGGAGAUGGAUGAUGAAGACCAUACAGUGGACGAUAGAAUAUUGCGGGUGACAGAAAGCACUGAAGUAGAUGGACAUAUUAGGAUAAGGAUUUCAAGAGGUACAACUUAAAUACCUACCAGCCAUGUGAUAACGAUGAAGCAA